GACACGCCACCACCUAACCUUCCUUUCCUUCUCCGGCAUCUCUCUCUUCUCUUUCACAGCCCCAGCACUGCAGGUAGCAGCAACAGGUCGGCCGGCCGGCCCCGCCUUCUCACAACACCACACUUCACCCAAAAAACACCAACGAAGCCGAAGCAGCAGCCCAGCCCAGCUCAUCUGUUCUAUUUUAAUAUUUCUCCUCUCGAUUUUUGCCAUUUCCUUUUCUUCUUCAUCACCACCUUUUCCCACUUUACUCAACUGUCAGUACACUCUCUCCUCUCCUCUCCUCGACCUUGGCAUAGUAAGACCCGAAUCUCCAAAAUCCCAUCCCUUCUCUCUCUCUCUCUUCGCUGGUCCCUCUCUUUCUGUUGCUUCUUUUGAUGGCUUUCCCACUCCCACCGCCAGACAGUAGCUCUCUGCAGCUCACGCCUCACUCUCCCGCCAAGGCGCAAACUGUUCCAGCCUUCUUCUUCUUCUUCUUCUUCUUCACUCAAACAGAGCAUCAACGGCUCUCCACACCAGACAGACAUCCGAAUAAUGAUCAACUACUGAAUAGAAAGCAAGCAAGCAGUAUUGAGCACAGAAGUAGCAGUGUCUCACAUUUCUGUUUCCCCUUGCAUUCCCCCCCGGCUGUCGUUUUGUUUGCAGCAGCACAGCACUGCAUUCGUCGUUUUGCAUGCCUUUCUCUCCGUCUCGUCACUUUCACAGCUUUCUUCGUACUAAAACCUCUCUCUCCCUUUCUCCCUUUUCUUGGAUACUUGCCCUUUUCAAGCAACAGCCUUACCUGGCAUUACAUUUACCCCUUCACCUGGAUUUAUCAACUUUAAUCACUCUUGUGCGAAAUUCGGCAAAUAUUCGCCUCCCCUCCCUCCCACCCAGAUGCUUCUUUCUUCCUUUCUUCUCCCCCUACGUACAAUCAUGCCACUGCUCUACUUCAUUUGAUCCUCUUCAAAGGGUCGAUUGAAAAAGUGGAACCUGCAGAAAGGAAACAGAGAGAAACAGGGUACUCUGUUUUUUUUAUGGCGAUGGAACAAGGGAUGGAGCAACACACUUCCAACGCCGUCGCCUCCAACUGCCUCACCGUUGCCGACAAACGGCCUCACCGUCCCGGCGGAUGUGUCGGCAUUUUCUUCCAGCUCUUCGAUUGGAACCGUCGGUUGGCCAAGAAGAAGCUCUUCUCCACCAAACUUCUUCCUCCAGCUCGAAUGAAGUUUGCAGGGGAUGAAACGAUGCCCAAGACCAAGCCUCAUCUGAUUGCAGAUGAGAACAGCGGCGGUUUCCUAGCAAAUGCCAAGAAAAAUAGCAGCAAUCGAAGCCUCGCGGAGUUUCAGAAGCAAGAAAUGCGGUCUCCAAGUUUGGUUGCUAGGCUCAUGGGGCUCGACUCCAUGCCUGCUGUGCAGCGAGACAAGCACAAGAAACCUUCAAAGUCUGGUACUUACUCUGGGUCUGAUCCUAUAGCUGAUUUGAGCUCGGAUAAGGUAAGCACAAAGCUUGAAUCUAGGCCUCCAAAGCUUCAAAAGACUGGACAGUGCGACCAAAGAGCAGUAGCAACUCCUAGGUUCGGAGCCGAAGCUUUGCAUAUAAGGAGUGUUCUGUCAAGGUCUAGGAAACAUGGUAACCCUCCUGCCAAACUUGCUACCCCAGCAAAAAGCCCCAAGCUUUCGUCCGGACGCCAUGCAUCCAGGACAUCUAGGUUGAUUGAUGCAGCUACAAGAAUUUUGGAGCCUGGGAUACAAGCUACGAAUAGAGCCAAGUCCACCAUUGCUUACUCGAAUUCGAAACGUUAUGCUCCCAACGACGACGCUUUAGGAGGGAUUUUUGGACAGUCGGUGAAAGAAGUGCAGAAGAGUAGUAGUGUCACUUCUUGCAAGAAUUGUGGCAAUGUGGUUGAUGUGGUGGUGGAAUCCAGGAUGGAGGAAGAGCCGUUUCAUUAUCGCGCAACAUCACUCGCGUCUCAUUUCGCUACCCCUUAUACCGAUCAGGGGAGAGAUGUAGCCUGCAAGAGGAAACAAGGGCAGCAAAUAAGUAGUGAUGCGGAAAUGCUGGACAAAGGGAGAGCAUAUAGCAGUAGUAGUGAAGUGGUUGUGGAUAGGAAAGACAUGUCACAUGAGUUUGGAGCUAAGGGGCAAUCAAAGGGAUUCCAAAAUGGCUACAACCAUCGAACCGAUGAUGAGACAUCUGCUGCUGUGGCUUUCAAGCAGAGAAGCCAAGGUCAGAACAGAAUGCCUGUAGUAGGGAGCGAAAGAUUAACGCAAGGUUCCAAGUUGAGUUCCUUUAGUGGGACUAAAGAUUUUGUUGCUAUGAACAGAAGUUUAAGUGGCCGAUCCAGGGUUCGGGUAUCGAAUAGGAUGGAUAACCCAACCUUCAACAUGGAGAGGAGAUUCUGUAACAGAAGAGAUGAUGUCUUGCCACAGUUAAGGAGUCCAGGGGUUAAGAGGAAGACAGUGAGUGCUAGAGCACAACUUCAAAGUAAUGGGCAUGGUACUUCAAUUCCUCCUGUAAGACAAAGGAGCAUCAAUUUUGACGCUGUCAAUGAGAAGAAGAUAGGGUUAAACCCUUUCCGUGCGAAAACCAGAUUUGAUAGUCGAAGUGAAAGCAGCAUACCCAAUAAGGGCAACAACGAUCUUGCUUCUUUUACAUUUAGUAGCCAAUCAAGGGUAAGAACUGGUUAUGACAGCAGGAACCCGAUGGGGGAAAACAGUUCAAACCGAAGGAACAUGGCCAUGGAUGAAAGUGAAGGGAAAGGAUGUGUGCAAAAGCAAGUAUCGCCGAGAAGAGAUGCAUUAGACUCCCUUCUGCAGCAAAAGCUGAAAGAACUGAUCUCACAAGAAGAGGAUGAGUUGAAAGGUGGCAAUGCACUCCCCAUUAGAUCCACUGCCAUGAUUCUCCAGGAGUUGAUAUCUGCUUUGACAAUAGAAAAUGUGAUUCCCACUUCUCCACCAAGUAGUUUUUCCAUUGCCAAUACACCUUUCCAGAAUGGAAAACAUUAUCUGAGUCCUGGAUCUGUUCUUGAUGCUAGCUUCUCAAAUGAGAGCUGCUUCUCCAGCAGUCUAGAUGACAACUCAGCUUCCUCGAUGCUUACUUGGGAUUCUACUACAACCUCUACCACCGAAGGCAGGAGAUUUUCGAAGCUGGUGACAGAUCUCCAUGACCACAUCUCUAGAAUGUUGCAGAGCAUAACUCUAGCUGGUGGGUGCCAGUUAACUAGCAGGGACCUUGGCCAUGCAAAGGAGACUAUCUUGACUGCUGAGCUCUUGUUCGGAGCAGCAAAUCACCAUGGUCCUGAUAGAACGAGGAGUUCAGUUUUGGGAUCUUUCCUUCUCGACGAGCUCAGUGCUGUUGCAGUUUCCAUGGGUAGCACAGAGGGCAGCAAAGAGGCCAGUAAUCAACUCAGGAGGCUACUGUUCGACUGUGUGAUAGAAUGGUUAGAUUCGACACGCAGCAGGUAUUGUGAUACAGGGUUCAGAACAUGGAGGCAGCAGCAGCUGCUGGUGCCAUGGUGCAAGGAGACGGUGUUGGAAGAGGUUGGAGAGGAGGUGAAGAGGUGGACGAACAUGGCCGGGUUGAUACCAGACGAGAUGGUGGAGUUGGAGAUGGGACCAUCAUUAGCGAAAUGGACCGAAUUCGAGGUUGAAUCUUAUGAAAUUGGUGGCGACAUUGGCUGCGAGAUAGUCGACGUUUUAUUGGAAGAAACCAUGAGAGACUUGUGGGAACUCUAGCAAAAAGGAGGCAGGAAGUUUGCUGCCAUGGCAAUAGUAAACCUUAACCCAGUUAGUUCAUGAUGAUAUAUGUGUAAAGAAAUGGCGGUUUGGUUAGUUAGAUGGUUGUAGCUGUAUCAUCUUCUUCUGUUAUGUGUUGAGAUAAUGGCAAAAAGCGCUUGGACUUGGUUCGGAUCUGGUAAAUGUUUAGGGAGAGCCGAGUCUUUCCUUCCUCAGUUUUUGGGAAGUUUAUUGGUGAGGUUAGCAGCCAUGAACUUGUCGAGUAAGAACUAGUCGAAUAUAACUCAAUUGUGAAC
Molecule: messenger RNA, 4012 nt
Organism: Linum trigynum
Lineage: Eukaryota; Viridiplantae; Streptophyta; Magnoliopsida; Malpighiales; Linaceae
Source: the annotation of a GenBank genome assembly